This is a messenger RNA of Apodemus sylvaticus (European woodmouse), 1229 nucleotides long. RefSeq names its product putative caspase-16. NCBI's taxonomy places the organism in Eukaryota, Metazoa, Chordata, Mammalia, Rodentia, Muridae. Gene Ontology annotation, biological process: proteolysis. The record is from RefSeq and is a predicted model, not a curated record. The coding region runs from base 489 to 1016 and encodes 175 amino acids. Gene Ontology annotation, molecular function: cysteine-type endopeptidase activity. The transcript is spliced from 8 exons.
AGCUUCUGUCUACACAGCUGUGGGGUGCUUCUCCUCCAGCUGCCUGGGAGCCUGAAGCUUUCCUUCUGCGCCUGGGGAAAAUCUGCAGUCAACAUCCUCACUGGUCACUGCUGCAGCUACUGACAGAGCUCUUUUGCAGAGUGGCUGAAAGGCCUGCUGGGAUCACCUACUGUCCAGUCUUUAGGACCUCCCUGCGGGGGACUCUGUGUUUGGGAGAUGAGGAGUCCUGGAGGCCGGAGUCAGACCCUGGACCAAGCACACAGUAUGACCUGUCUGGGACCAGGGCUGCCCUCCUACUGGCUGUGAUUCAAGAUCGGCUAGGAGCACAGCAUGAUGUGACAGCAUUGAGUGACCUUUGCCAGGCCUUGGGUUUCGAGGUCACCCUGAGGACAAACCCUUCAGCUCAGGCCUUCCGGAAGGAACUGGCUCAGUUUCGGGAAAAGCUGGAUACUCACAAGGGCCCUGUGAGCUGUGCCCUGGUGGCCCUGAUGGCCCAUGGGGGGCCACAGGGGCAGCUGCUGGGGGCUGAUGGUGAAGAAGUACAGCCAGAAGUGCUGGUGCAGGAGCUGAGCUGCUGCCGGGCACUGCAUGGCCACCCCAAGAUCUUCCUACUCCAGGCCUGCCGUGGGGGGAACAGGGAUUCUGGUGUGGGGCCAAGAGCUCUCCCAUGGUACUGCCGUUGGCUGAGAGCACCCCCAGCUAUCCCGACUCAGGCAGAUGUUCUCCAGAUCCAUGCUGAUGCCCCAGGCAGCCUUGUCAGCUCAGGUCAAGCAGACAUCCUUACUGUCUACGCAGCUGCCGAGGGCUGUGUGGCUUAUCGGGAUGAAAAGGGCUCAGACUUUGUCCAGACACUGGUGGAGGUCAUCAGAGCCAACCCUGGACGAGAUCUCCUUGAGUUGCUGACUGAGGUCAACAGGCGGGUGUGUGAGCUGGACGCCCUGGGGCCAGACAGUGACGCGCUGCGCAAAGCCUGCCUGGAGAUCCGCAGCUCGCUCAGGCGCCGGCUCUGUUUAUAGGACUAACAACCUCCUCACGUCCCCUACCUCCCCUCUUCACACCCUGUCAUCGAUGCAGCAGUUUGGGCGUGGCAGCUCAGAUAGCGCCAAUAAAUAUGUGUUCACGAUUGGUGUGCUCCUGGAAAAGCAUCCUCUUUCUGAAAUACGGAGAUAGUGGGAAAGUGCUUGGCGGUAGAUAGGGGAACGACGGUACUUCCGGGAACCAGAGGUUGA